AUGGAUCGGUCUGGAUGAUGUUGCCUGAGAACAACUUGGUUGCCGCUUUCCUUCCUUCUCCUGUGCACGGCAACGCUUAUAAAAGGCCAAAUGGUCGCGAUCUCCGAACGCGAGAGAAAACUCCCUAGCGAUAUUGGCUCUUCGAGUGCGAAAGGCUUGAUGUAUCUCCGUUGACGUGUUGGUCGUUCCGAUGGCCCUGGUCCAACACGAUGCCUCGCGACUAUGGUCUUGGUUUCGGAGAUGGAAAGUCCCAACGCUAUAAGUCAAGUCAGGUUUCCUGUAGGAUUUAUUCUCAGCUGUGACUUAUGCACCAUCGAAUACACCCAAACUAAGGAGAAGAACUUAGCUCUAGUGUUAUCUCAUCGUGUAUUGACAUCAAAUUGCAAGAGAAUACUAGGAAUAGCGUUAUCUAACCGUAAGUCAACCUCAGCCCCAUUACAAAUAUCCACCAGGCAACUGACCAGAAAUCGACGACAAAGACCGUCAACAAUGGACCAAUCCAAAAACGAGACCAGCAAACUGGGAGGUGUAUAUACCUACUUCCAAUCUCUCCCCGAUCUCAUCUCCCGACGGGCGAAAAACUUCAUCUGCGGCUGCUUAGACGACAUUAUCCUCCACACCAUCACCUCCAUCUUCAUCAAACCCUUUAUGAGCUACGUUUUCUUUACCACGGUAGUCUUGGUCUUGAUUGCGGAGAUCGCGCCCCAUCCCUGGAUCUUUGCCUUCUUCUCAAUCUUCGCCUACGCGAACCAACAUAUCGUGGAUAGAGUUAUCGCUGGGUUAGUAAACUUGGUGUCUGCGAUUUGGGUUGAUGCCGUGGUGCUGUGGUUUAUUCUCUCUGUUCACUUCUUUCGCGAGAGGAGACGACGGAUUCCGAGGAGGGAGUGGAUUGCUACGUGGGAGAUUAUCUCUUUGGGGAUCAAUGCGUUUGUCUAUUUCGUCGCGCCUGCACAGGACCUCUCUGCCGCGUAUGACUCGGCCUCGGCAGCGCCUUCUAACGAGGUUGAAGAGUUUCAAAUGACGUGGGGACAUUACGCCUCCCUACUACUCGUUCUCCGCGAAGUCAACUGCGCAUUUGUGGAGUACAUUUCGCAAACGAAGCUCGACGCCCAAAGAGUACCCAAGGACGGGAAGUAUGAGUGCUUCAGGAGGCUAUGGUAUGGUCUUCGCUUCUGGGGCUGGAGUGUGCUGAGUCGGGCGACGAUGUACCUGUGUUUUAUGGCUACUUGGGAUGCGGUGGUGGAGUUGGUGGUUUGGGAGUAUGUACCUGUGGCGUACGGAGGGUUGGCGUUCUUUGGGAUGAUUGUUGGGAUGUUGACGAUUGUUGUGCUGUGGGUGUUGGAGCGGUGGAAGGCGAUGUGGGGGGUUGGGGUAGAUUUGGAGGGCUAUGGGAGCGAUGAGAGUGAUGAUGAUGAGGGUGAUGAUAUAGAGAAAGAUGAGGAUAAGGAAGAUGAGGACGAUGGUGAUGAGAGCGACAAUGACGACGAUGAGGACGAUAGCGAUGAGGACGAUAGCGAUGAGGAUGACAGCGGAGAAGACGACAGCGAAGACGAUUAUAAGGUGUAUGAGUUCGGCAGGGAGAAUCAUUUCCCAGGUAAUAACAUCCUCUAAGAAUCCCCAGAUGUCAAGAAAUCGAAGAACCAACGAGUCGAGGUUAACUGCAGGCCUGGAAUUAAUCAAAGACGUGGGUCACAUCAGGACCCAAGUGCCUUACAACUAGAGGCAUCGUUAGCAAGCAUCUGUUCAUCAAUUACAUAGUCCCACAGGAAGUAUACUCUUCCAAUCGCUGCC
Colletotrichum acutatum is the source of this 1791-nucleotide messenger RNA. RefSeq lists its product as uncharacterized. Lineage: Eukaryota; Fungi; Ascomycota; Sordariomycetes; Glomerellales; Glomerellaceae. The transcript has a single exon. The record is from RefSeq and is a predicted model, not a curated record. The coding region runs from base 223 to 1611 and encodes 462 amino acids.